AUGGCACAGCGAAAUACAAUGUCUACACGCGAUGAAUCCACUUCAACCAACCAACAAACUUCAUCAGCGCGAUAUCAGAGCUCAUUUUCUCAACCAACACCUUCAACUAUAUCAAAUGAAGAAAAAUCAAAUCGUCGUCGUCGUUUAACGUUACCAGUACCAUUAAGCAACAAUUCUUCUUUAAGUGAAGCAGAACGUUAUAUUAGUUUGAAAUCUCAAAUGUUAGCGAGUCCAAAUGAGCAAACUGCCAUUUCGCCAGAAACUCCAUCAAGUAAACACAGUGGUAUCAGUCCCAUGCAAUGUCCACCAAGUCAUAAUGAACGUAUGAAACAAUGGUAUCAAGAGCAAGCAUAUAACAUAGCUAAAAAAGAAAAACAUCGAUACGUAUAUGGACCACCUUUAUCGUCACCAGCUCGGACGCCAACUUCACUGUUUGAAUCAUUGUUUUCUACGUCAUACUCCAAGCCAAUUAUUGCGAAUCGAAAAAAAUGA
Molecule: messenger RNA, 492 nt
Organism: Rotaria socialis
Lineage: Eukaryota; Metazoa; Rotifera; Eurotatoria; Philodinida; Philodinidae
Source: the annotation of a GenBank genome assembly